Messenger RNA from Sporisorium graminicola, 906 nucleotides. RefSeq lists its product as uncharacterized. Gene Ontology annotation, cellular component: eukaryotic translation initiation factor 3 complex, eIF3m. The transcript has a single exon. Bases 1 to 906 code for a protein of 301 amino acids. Gene Ontology annotation, biological process: translational initiation. Gene Ontology annotation, molecular function: metallopeptidase activity; translation initiation factor activity; translation initiation factor binding. The record is from RefSeq and is a predicted model, not a curated record. Lineage: Eukaryota; Fungi; Basidiomycota; Ustilaginomycetes; Ustilaginales; Ustilaginaceae.
AUGUCGCUCGCCGAAUCUUCGUCGUCUGCGCUUCACCUCGACUUCCCCGCUAGCACUGGCUCGGGUGUGAUGCACUCGCGUUCCGUCACCGGCGUCCACGUGCACCCUGUCGCGCUCUUCUCGAUUCUUGACCACUACCUGCGCCGCAACGAUGGACAGCACCGGGUGAUUGGUACGCUGCUUGGUACCCGUACCGAGUCCGAGAUCGAGAUCAAGAACUGCUUUGCCGUUCCCCACUUGGAAGAUGAGGAGGAGGGUCAGGUUCAGGUCGACAUGGAAUACCACCGAAGCAUGUACGAGCUCUGCCAGAAGGUACGACCGGACGAGGUCAUCGUUGGUUGGUACGCUACCUCGCCAGAGCUCAACACGUACAGCGCACUCAUCCAGGACUUCUACUCGCGAGAGACCGCACCCCACCAGGCCGUGCACUUGACUUUGGAUACCUCGAUCGACAGCUCGAAAGCGUCUGGGCUCGGCAUUAAGUCGUACAUCUCGUCGCCGUUGGGCGCUACCCCCAAGGCCGAGAACUGCGUCUUCCUGCCCCUCCCCACCAACCUCUUGCACUCGACACCAGAGCACUCUUCGCUGUCGUUGCUCGCUUCUCAGAACAUCUCGUCGCCUUUGACGGACCUCGAUGCACUCGCCGUCAGUCUCAAGCAAGUGCAGUCACAACUCGACCGCGUUCUCACCUACGUGCGUGCCGUCAUCUCGGGAGAGAAGGAGGGCGACAAGGCCGUCGGUCGCUUCCUCAACGACACAAUCAGCGUUGUCCCUGCCGGCAUGGACGACAACAAGCUCGAGACGCUGUUCAACGCCCAUCUCCAGGAUGUGCUCAUGGUCUCGUACCUCGCCAACGUCGUGCGUGCCCAGGCCGAGGUUUCGUCGCGUCUCACUCUUCUCACUUAG